AAGGUCUGGCUACGCGAGACAAAUUGCAAGUCCCGGAUAUGAGUGAAGUCAGGAUGCAGGAGAUUGACUUGUCACAAGUUUCGAUGUCACAGCUCAGCCACUUGAAGACGCAAAUCGAACAGGAGGUUCAGUUUCUCUCAACUUCACUGCAUCAACUCAAGGCAGUGCAGCAAAAGUUUGCCGCGUCGAAAGACAUCCUGUCUAAGCUCGUGCCUGAGAAUGACGGAAAAGAGGCACUCAUCCCGCUCACCUCAUCCCUUUACGUUCCCGGCCGACUGUCUGAGACUAAUCGCGUUCUACUGGACAUUGGCACUGGAUACUAUACAGAGAUGAGUGUCGAUGACGCGAAGUCGUAUUUUCAACGAAAAGUUGAUUAUCUCGUUAAGCAAAUAGAAGGAAUCCAACCGACAAUGAAAGAGAAACAGAAAACGAGAGACAUGGUGCUUUCCGUUUUGCAAUCAAAAAUGCAGCAGCUCACUGCACAAGUGAGAGGACAGUCGUCGUGAUUCACAUCAUCUGUACUGGUGUUUGUUACAGAUAGUUUGGUAAACAUAUUCUUUCUAUCUCUGUCUGACUUGGUAAAACAUAUACAUGACUGUUGAUGUACAUUACUGUAUAUCUUCGAGUUUGUCAGCUGAUCUAUUGUAUGUUGCAUUUUGUUAGUACUUAGUGUAUGUUUGAAA
Corticium candelabrum is the source of this 683-nucleotide messenger RNA. Its product is annotated as prefoldin subunit 5-like. Gene Ontology annotation, cellular component: cytoplasm; prefoldin complex. The coding region runs from base 39 to 506 and encodes 155 amino acids. NCBI's taxonomy places the organism in Eukaryota, Metazoa, Porifera, Homoscleromorpha, Homosclerophorida, Plakinidae. The record is from RefSeq and is a predicted model, not a curated record. The transcript is spliced from 6 exons. Gene Ontology annotation, biological process: RNA polymerase II core complex assembly; protein folding; RNA polymerase I assembly.